AGAUUUUUUUUUUUGAUGUUCCCGUUUUGUAUUAUUCAUAAUAGUUUGGUGGUAUUGUUUUUUUUCUUCGUUCGGUCCAUCGGGUAAUCCGGUGUUCGGGCAAUCUCCAUACAUCCAGCCGAAAUGCUCCAUAGGAUUGUUCCAUGGAACGAACACACAUAUAAUAAUAAUUUCUGUUUCAUAAUGUUCAGUGUGUAGCGACUGUUCCAUUUGGAUCGACCAAUUGAUGGUGGUGAUGAUGAUGAGGAAUGCUAUAUGAAAGAAGAAUCUACCAAAAAAAAUCUCAUUUAUUGUGUGUAUGUUUGGCUACCUUUUAUUUUUCGUUGUUGUUCAAUAAUGUUUCUUCAUCACCAUUGAUUUUUCUGAUAUUCUGAAUCAAUGAAAAAUCUUCGAAAUGACAUGAUGAUGACAAUCAAUACAACAGCAUUAUCAUCACAUUCGAUGAAAGAUAAUAAAGAUUCAUCGACAACUGUAACAACAUUACCGAAAAAAUCAUUAGAUCAUUAUUCCAUAUCAAUCGUACAAGAAUGUACAGCUAUAAAAAAAGGUUUACUUUGGGAACAACAACAACAACCAAAAAUAUUUUUUUUCAAUCGUUGGAAAGAACGUUUUUUCAUUUUAACACAAGAUUAUCUUACUUGUUUUAAAAAAGGUUCGAAAAAAGUUGGUAUGUCUGAAAUGGGUAGUUUUGUUUAUAAGAUAAAUUUAAAUGAAAUUCAAAACCUAAAUUGGGUUGAUAAGAAAAAAAAUGGUGUAAUCGGUAUACAAUUAUCAAAUACAAUGAUAUUUUUAUGGAAUAAUUCUGAUUCAAUAUUAGAUGAAUGGAUGUCCAAAUUACAAGAUUCAACUAUUCGUACAAAAGAUCGUCGAACAGAAUCAUCGACAAAACUUCGUAAAUCAUCAACAUUAUUACCAAAUAUGUUACAUAUUACAACAAACCAUAAUAAUAAUGGCAAUAAUAAUAAAUUUAAAAAAACUGAAUUAAUUCAAAGUAAUGAUUCACCCAUUGUCAAUCAACGAUUAAAUCAAUCAACAUUGAUCACCAAAAAUGAUGAUGAUAAUGAUAAUAAUGGAUUUAUAAAAGAUAAUCAUAUGAUAAUACCACCACCACCUCCACCACGAAGAUAUCUUCGUUGUUUAUCGACAGAUUUAGGCAGUACAACAAUGAAUCAACAACAUUCGAAUGUUAAUCAAAUAGUAACACCAAGUUUAUCUCGUAAUUCAAUGGCUAUUCAUAAUUCACCAAUAUCAAUGAUCAACAAUCAUAACAACCAUAACAACAACAACAAAAAUGGCAAAACAAUAUGGACCAAAAUGAAUUUGGAUAUUAUUUCGAAUGUAAAAGAUUCGACGAUGUCAACAACAACAACAACAAAAAUGGCCACAAGAAAACAACCGUCCAAUGAUUCGAACAAUAGUAUUGGUUCAUCAUCAUCAUCAUCAUUAAUGUCACAAUCAUUACGUUGUAAAUCAUCAUAUGCACUUCAAUAUUCACCAUUAAUGAUCAAUAUUAAUGAUUCUCCAACGCAAACCAAUCAUCAUCAACAACAACAACAACAACGACGUAUUUGCAAUGCCAAACGAAUAUCAACAUUUCAAAACAAUCAUCAUAAUAAUAAUUCAAUACAACAAUAUUUAAUGAUGAAUAAAAAUAAUCAUCAAACAUCUAAUUCAUCAUCAUCAUUUUUCAAAUCAGCCGAUUCUGAAUUUACAUUUGUCAAUUCAAAAGCAAAUGAAUUUAAACCAGAAAAUUCAAUUAGAUCACGUAAUGGUUAUCAAACAACAACAAAUACGACUAACGCUUAUCAUAAUGAUAAUGAUUCACCAACAAAUAUGAAUUAUAUAAUAAGAUCAAAUCGUAUAUCAUCAUCAGCAUCAUUAAUGUUGAAUAAUAGACGUUUGAAAAAUCGGAAUUUUAUAUUGGAUCAAACGACAACAACAACAAUAUCACCAGUAUCACCAAUACCAACACCGCCACCAAUUCCACCACAUCGUACACAUUUACAUAAUUUUUGAUUAAUUUUUUCCUUUGUUUUUUGUUUUUGUUUUUUGAUUUCAAAAUUUUACAUUGAACUUACUUACUUACUUACUUACACAAACAAGCUUAUAAUUGUGAUACUAAUGUCGAUGGAUCAAUAAUUAAUUUGUUUUUUUUCUAUUCCAUUCAAUCAUUAUUGGAAGAAGAAAAAAAAAAUAUUGAAGAAGCAGCAGAUUUUUUUGUCCCUA
Dermatophagoides pteronyssinus (European house dust mite) is the source of this 2226-nucleotide messenger RNA. RefSeq lists its product as uncharacterized. Lineage: Eukaryota; Metazoa; Arthropoda; Arachnida; Sarcoptiformes; Pyroglyphidae. The record is from RefSeq and is a predicted model, not a curated record.